UGAGGUAAGUGAUUUUCCCCAUUGUGUCUGUGACGGUGACACUUGUCGUGUAUCUCGUGUCGGUGUCUCUGUCACUCUGUCCUUAGUCCUCCCCGGCCGUGUCUCCUCCUCCCGUGGCUCCGGUUUAAAUAGUCUGCAGGCAGCAUUUCCUCUCCCCAGUUCCACCAGUACAGCCAGCAGCAGCCAGGUGCUGGGAUCAGGGCUCAGUCGUCAGGAUGUGAGCGGGACAAACAGCAGCCUCCCCGGGGUACCCGCUGCAGAUACACCAUGCGCUACAAACCUGCGAGGGGUACUGGCUUUGGCCUCGCUGAAGAAAGGCCUGGUUAUUUGUUCUGCCUUCCAGAUCACGGUCCAUUGAGAACCCCAGUGCAUGGCAGUCUGCUUCUUCCUCUGACUUCUGCCAAGCUGGACUCCUCCGCACAACGUGAGGAGGCAGCCAGAACCACACUUGCGUACCCGGCCGACAACCACCUGUCUGCCGCCAACCCUGCCUCCCAGGACAAUGAGGUGCCAAGAAAGUCGGCUGACAGGGGCGCUACCCUCCGAGAUGCUUCUACAAUCACAGAUGUGUGCACCAGCGGAGAUGUGCCGGAAGUGGAGAUCAUUAGCCUUCUCCGGGAGCAGCUCCCUCGCUACACCCUGCGCGCGGACACCAUGUUCGGCUACGAGCACGACGACUGGCUGCACACGCCGCUCUUGCCCGCUGACCUGUCCCUCCGGCUCACCCCUGAGCAGAUAGACGAGACUCUCAAAUAUUUCCUCCUGUGUUCCGAGCGAGUGGGCAGAGUGACCAAGACUUAUCGGGACAUAGACGCCGUCACCAGUCUGCUGGAAGAAAAAGAGCGUGACUUGGAGCUUGCCGCUCGCAUCGGCCAAUCUUUGCUAAAACAGAACCAAGAGCUGACAAAGAAGAAUGGGUUUCUGGAAGAACAGCUGGAGGCUGCCAAAGAGGAGAUCUGUCAGCUCCGUCAUGAAGUGUCAAUGCGAGAAGACCUUCUCCACAUCUACGCCGACGCCACGGAGAGCGAGCCUUUGACCGGUGCCACCACCCCGCUACGUCGGAACGGCUCUUCAUUCUGUCUUCAGCACAACAUCCAGCUGGAUGUCCUGCAGCAGAAACUGAAGACUUUGGAAGAUGACAACGAGAAGAUGCGCAAUGAGGCCAACCACAUUCUUGAUGUUACCAAUGAAUACGAAGAUCAAGAGGGUUCCUUGAUGCUGGAUUGUGUGGAGCAGUUCUCCGAGGCCAGCAGACAGGCGGCCCUGUUGGCAGAGGAACUGGCUCGAAGGGGUGAAGACUCCAUGCGGCAGCAGGAAGAGAUCAGCCAACUCCUGGCUCAGAUCGUACAUCUACAGCAGAAAUGCAGAAACUGCUCCACAGAUAACGAAGAGCUUCAGCAACAUCUGGCCGCUGUGAAGGAGCGGGAGCAACAGCUAAAGGCUGAGCUGGUGGAUCUGCAGGAGAAACACAAGGAGUGCCAGGACAUGCUCCAUGAGGCCCAGGAAGAGCUGAAGAACCAGCGGAAUCGUAGCCUUCCCAACAGCAUCAUCAGCAGAUACAGCACCCUGAACAUCUUCCCACUGGAUUCAUUAGCUGCUGAGAUCGAAGGAACGAUGAGAAAGGGGAUUGAUGCCUCCUCAGAACUCAGGAGCUACAAGCGAGUGUUUGAGACGGUGAAAGCUGCUAAUCAAGCUGUGAGGGCCAAAUCCCGCUGCCCUUCACCGCAGAAUGUCACUGGAUCCCGGGUAUCAUCACGAAGGCCCUCAGCCGCCCCCAGCCGCGUGGGUACCCCUCCCAUGAGCCACUAUGAAUCAGAGGGGGCCAGCAUGGCCCUGCCAGAGGAGGAGACGCUGUUACUUGGGCAUGACGGCGAAACCUCAGCUGUUGGUGGGAAGAGGUUGGGGAUGCCAGGCACACCUGGAGGUCAGGAUCUUGCAGCAGCCCUGCAGAGACUCAGUUCCCAGCAGGACUCGCACUCUCCCGACAGUCUGUAUGAGGAGAGGGAGCUCAAACUACGUAGAGAUGGAGAUAUCUCAAGUGGAUUCCUUACACCCAACGAGAGCAUCCUGUCUACAGGCACCAACUACUCUGGCAUUUCCGAGGCUAGCGGCAGCUCCAGCUUCUCCCUGAGUUCCCGGACUCACUUGCCAGAGAAACUGCAAAUUGUCAAACCACUGGAGGGUUCAGCUACCCUUUUGCACUGGCAGCAACUGGCUAAACCCAACCUGGGAGGUAUCCUGGACCCCCGGCCUGGUGUCCUUACCAAAGACUUCCAUGAACUUGACAUUGACGUGGAAGAUGUCUACAACCUCAAUGACUUUGAGGAGGAUGACCUGGAACCUAUCUCCUUCCAAGCUUUGGCCUCCUCAACACCUGUUAAAAGAAAAGAGAAGCCCAACAUGUUCUCUUCCGUUAACAACCUUCCCCAGACCCAGUCUACCUACACCAUAACCACAUGUCGCAUGUCACACCCACUCCAAGACAUUACGAUGGUUACCUCCAGUCUUCAUAACACAGUUCUUCCCUCUUGUGGAAGCUUUGAGAGCCUAAGUUCAGUCAGCCUGGAACCCCAAAGGCAUCCUCAAACAAAUCUGGAUCCUUCUAACCAAGAUCAGCCCAGCUCUGGACGCAACACUCCUUUGGGACUUGUCACCCUGCUAAAGGAACACGGUAUAUCUGGUGCAGGAAGUAAAAACCCUGGGCCUGGUGAGGAAGGAGCACCGGUUCCUGAUGCUAGGCCGGGCCUCUUUGAAUUGGGGUGGAGUAGGACUUUCAGGGGCUUAGGUUUUGGAAGGGCUCUUGUGGACAAUAAUUCAGUCAAUGGACCCUCAGACUCUGUUCAGAACCAAAGAAGCAUCUUCAGCAUCAAUUUGGUGGAGCAGCUGAGAAGACUCGGCUUGAAUCAGGUGGUGGAAAGAGGUAUUGCAUCCUUCCAGAAGGACACAAAAACUACUACGCCCCAGCCGUAGAGCUUACGGUCUAAAUCUAGCAGCAAAGACAAUUACGGAACGAGCUUUUGAUUCUGUACCAAGGUGCCCUCAUGUCUAAUGGAACAAGUCCACUGUCCAGCAGUGCUUAAUUAGCCAUUUUACUGUUCAAGAUGACUCCAAAAGUCAUAAAAGAAGCCAUCUUUAGUAAAACUAAUACCACCACCUAGUGUUAAUUCAUUGCAGCUGAAUCCGUGGUGCUGUUGAAAAACCAGAAAUCGCAUCUUUUCUAUGAUUCCGGGGGUCCUUCUGCAUUUGUUCCUGCCAGCCACCGAACAUGCAUGGAUUUAAAGAAAAAAAUUUAGCUGUUCCUCUGCUGGCAGAAAAUCUCAAUGUUCUAUAUUUUUAUACAGCUCUCUUUAUUCAUAACGCAUGUAUAUGCCUUUUAUCAAAUCAACUGAUAUUUUACACAGAUAUAUGUACAUGUGUGUUUUUAUAGACAUUUGCACUCUGUUUUAAGGAUAAAUUUAGCAAUUGCCUGCAAA
Messenger RNA from Spea bombifrons (plains spadefoot toad), 3473 nucleotides. It is a transcript of the gene HAP1, whose product is annotated as huntingtin associated protein 1. NCBI's taxonomy places the organism in Eukaryota, Metazoa, Chordata, Amphibia, Anura, Pelobatidae. Gene Ontology annotation, biological process: anterograde axonal transport of mitochondrion; neurotrophin TRK receptor signaling pathway; neurogenesis. The transcript is spliced from 17 exons. The record is from RefSeq and is a predicted model, not a curated record. Bases 268 to 2970 code for a protein of 900 amino acids. Gene Ontology annotation, cellular component: dendrite. Gene Ontology annotation, molecular function: signaling receptor binding.